AGAAUCGCUCCUUUUUACCGAGUCCGCUAACGGGUGGGGAGCAGCAGCCAUUUUUGCAUCAUCUCCUUAAACACAAUCCAACAAAAUGAUUAUCUAUAAGGAUAUCAUCAGCGGAGAUGAAAUGUUCUCGGACAUUUACAAAAUAAUAGAAACUCCAAGUGGGAUGUUGAUAGAAGUUGAGGGGAAGAUUAUCAGCAGGACAGAAGACAUUGAUGAUUCCCUCAUUGGUGGCAACGCUUCUGCUGAAACACAGGACGAGGGUUUUGAAGCAACCACACUCAGUGGUGUGGACAUUGUUUUAAACCACAAGCUACAUGAGACCUCUUUCUCUAAGGAGUCUUACAAAGUCUACAUCAAAGACUACAUGAAGGCAAUCAAGACAAAGCUGGAGGAGACCAACCCUGACAGAGUGAAGCCCUUCAUGGCUGGAGCAUCAGCUGAGAUCAAAAACAUCAUGGCGAACAUAAAGAACUUCCAGUUUUUCACAGGAGAAAGCAUGAACCCAGAAGGUAUAGUUGGUUUGUUAGACUUCCGUGAGGAUGGCGUCACCCCCUAUAUGACUUUCUUCAAGGAUGGCCUUGAGAUUGAGAAAUGCUAACACACACACACACCCCAAUCUUCAUUGGCUGCUGCUUCCCAAGACUGGCUCAAGAUCACGGACUGGACUUUGUCAUUUGCUUUUUUGAUUGGAAUGACAGCAUUAUUUUAAACCUGUUUUUAUAUAAUAAAACAUUUUGGCUCACAAAUUUCCAUCAGUCUGUAUGGCCUGCAUUGCAGAUACUGGAUGCUGUCAGAAGACACUACUGUAUUUGAGAUUGAUGGUGUGAAACUGCUGUGUAAUGUUUUUCCGCAAGGACACUGCACUGUGUUGCUCCUUCAGUCCACUGUCGUGGCAUCAUGCGUUUGCUCUUCAGUUGUAUCAGAUGUAAAGCCUGCCCCCACCCAAAGGACUGUUCAGGAUUACAUGAAAUGUAAAUAAUAGAAUAAAUCGCUGGACAACGAUACCGUCUCCUA
Messenger RNA from Megalops cyprinoides (Indo-Pacific tarpon), 1014 nucleotides. RefSeq names its product tumor protein, translationally-controlled 1 (gene tpt1). NCBI's taxonomy places the organism in Eukaryota, Metazoa, Chordata, Actinopteri, Elopiformes, Megalopidae. The coding region runs from base 86 to 598 and encodes 170 amino acids. The record is from RefSeq and is a predicted model, not a curated record. Gene Ontology annotation, cellular component: cytoplasm. Gene Ontology annotation, molecular function: calcium ion binding. The transcript is spliced from 6 exons.